This is a messenger RNA of Ostrea edulis (European flat oyster), 3920 nucleotides long. Its product is annotated as prominin-1-A-like. Lineage: Eukaryota; Metazoa; Mollusca; Bivalvia; Ostreida; Ostreidae. Gene Ontology annotation, cellular component: membrane. The transcript is spliced from 25 exons. The coding region runs from base 1 to 2544 and encodes 847 amino acids. The record is from RefSeq and is a predicted model, not a curated record.
AUGGCCACGAGCCUGUUGGUUUUAGUGGUGGUAUUGCCGCUGACGUUAGCGGGUACCAUUACCGAUAGUUAUGGAAAUGAAGCUUACGAUAAUGGCACGAUCUCCUGGGGCUCCGUUCCGUCGGGAAUUCCAUACAAAACGACGAAUAAUUAUGACGAGGGAUCGUUGAAAUAUCUCUUCGCUUUCGUUCGUGGAUUUAUUAAUACCAUACAACCAAAUGCAUUUCCGUUUACAUUAAUCAAACAGGUUCUAGAUGGAAGUUUCGACAUUUCUUCUCAGUAUAUGGAGUUGGUUAACUACGCCAUGGGCUUUGGGAUCUGCUUCGUGAUUGGCCUGCUAUUCAUGAUUUUUCUGCCGCUGUGUGGCUGCUGUUUUUGUUGUUGUCGUUGCUGUGGAAACUGUGGAGGAAACAGCAAGCAGGUCUACGAGGAGAAUGGCGACUGUAAGAGAAUGGGACUUGCGCAGGCGUUGUUUCUGUUGUCUAUUGUAAUGGGUGCCUCGGCAGUUUGUGUGUAUAUGACGAACGGACGCUUUACAGUAGCACUUACUUACGCCGAUACCAGCAUAGCUGAUAACCUUGAUGACAUCAUGUCUUACGUCAACAACACCGGAAUGCAAUUCAAAUACGUAGCUGUCGACAUGUAUACGAUUGUAGCCUCUGCGCUUCUUCGUGAUAUCUCGGGCAUAGGAAGUGUAUUGACGAGCGCCAUCUUUAGUGUUCUGGAUAUAGACCCCGUCAUCAACGCUGUAAUUUCAUUGGAUCAGUCUUUGUUAAGCAUAAAGACAGCCCUAGAUCAGGUGAUCAUAGACCAGAAUAUCCUGACGACUGCAGCCAAUAAUCUGACCUCCAGCCUGAGUUCCCUGAAGAGUGACAUCGAUGCCACGAAGUCUUUAUGUAGCGCUAGCUGUACCCCAAGCACAGCGUGUGAUAGCUUUGACACAUCGCCAUUAUCCAUGACUAUCGACUUCUCGUCCCUACCAGACCUGACAUCAACACAGACAUCCAUUGACAACGUUAUGUCCCAGAAUCUUACCGGCUUAGCUUUAACGGCUAAAGCAAGUUUAGAUAAUAUGGAAAGUACGAUAAAUUCUUCAACAUCCAGUAUUCAGUCAUCCCUACAAUCCACCAUGGACUCGUUUAAGUCAACGUUGAAUACAAUGGUGGACAAUCUCUUGAAUCAAAUAUCCGGGGCCUUUGACACCGCCUCUCUCAAAGCAGACGCCAAAAGCUUUUUCGACACCACUAUUACUUAUGAUGUUUACAGACAAUAUUUUGGUUACGGUCUCAUGGGACUGUUUUCUUUGAUUCCCGUCUUCAAUAUCCUGGGAAUAUUAUGUGGAUGCUGCUGUGGAGGAAGUGACGUCAAACCUACAAAUCGAAGUUGCUGUUCAAGUUGUGGUGGAUGUUUAAUGAUGCUGACUGUUGCGAUUAUGUUCAUGAUCGGUGCCAUUCUGAUGCUUUUAACUACAUUGACUUUUAUGAUUGGAGUGAACUUUGAGAAGAUCUGUCAAACGUUCUUGGAUUUGACCAUAUUCAAAGAUUUUAUCGACUCGGGAGCGAUAGCAUCAUUCUCUCUGGGCUCCAUGUUACUAGGGGAUCCAAAUGCUAAUAUAAGCAUUUACAAUCUUCUACUAGGUUGCAGACAGAACAAAGCUCCAUUUGAGCUACUUUCUCUAAACACACUGGUCCCCAUUGACAACUACUUGAAUUACAGUCAGUACAUUGGCGACAUUGAUACCCAGAUAAACGGCAUAUCUACCAGCAUCGAUCUUAGUAGUUUUCAAGUUCUAACACCAAGUAUGGAGAGCAGCUUGAACGACUUUAAGAAUUCUGGAAUUAGCAGUAUCAACUUCACCUCCAUCAAUGAAACGUUGAACCAAAGCUUAGGUUCUAUUGAUUUCAACGCAAUGAUAUCGGCAAUGCAGACUAUCAAAAGCCUCUGCACUGGAGCCGCCCAAGCAGGUUGGACUCAGCAUAUAGCGGACAUGGAGACAAUUCGGGAUUCAACAUUUCCAGCGGUUGAAACGGCAAAGACAAAUUUACAAGCGUCCAUAGGAACCCUCGAAGCUGCAUUAAGUGGAGUGACGACCAAAAUAGACGAUGUUUUGACAACAGCUAAAAACGCCGAUGACCAACUUCAAAAUAACGUAACAAGCGUCUUAUCAACGGUGGCCCUGACAUAUAAAAAUCAAAUUUUGGGAUAUAUUGACUCGUACAUUGCAAGAACUAGAUAUUUGAUUUACAAUGAGCUGGCCGCUUGUAUACCACUAUGGAAUCUAUAUGAUUCGUUUACAACGACGUUUUGCAAAUACACCAUGGAUGCAUUAAACGGUUUUUGGUUUGGGACCGGUUGGGCUUUACUAUUUUUUGUCCCUGUUAUCGUUGUCGCAGUCAAACUUUCCAGACAUUAUCGUAAAAUGGAUGAGUGUGAAGGAUAUGGCGACGAUGAGGACGAUGAAGAUGACUACGAUGAUUACGGACGCAUGGUGAAACCAAAUCCUGAUCCACCACGUUAUCAAUACCACCAGUCGAUUGAUUUUUAAAGAUGAUAGUAAUGAAUGUAUAAACGGCAGCGCGCAAUGCACAAACUGAAGAGGAAUGGAGAAGGGAAAACAAUAACAAAAAGGGGGAAAUUAUCAAGUUUUUUACAGUGUUUUCCAGUUUUUAUUUAUUUAUUCAUUCUUUAUUUUUUAUUUAUUUAUUUUAAUUUUAAUAGUGUUUUAACAUUGUAAAAUAAAAGUAGAAAUGUGUGUAAAACUAAUGAAACUGAUAAAGUCCAAGGGGUUAUUCAAUCAGGGUAUAACAUUACACACAGUGCUGUCAACACUGUCAUAUUCACGUAUUUUAUAUUUUGUUUACUUGUGCAACUUUUAAAAAUUGCAUCGUGUUAUGCAUGUAAACAACAAUGUGAUUUGAAAUAUAUUCCUAUAAAAGAAUAUAAUAAAACAAAAAACCAACCAAAAAACACAAACAAACAAAAAACAAACAAGUAUUUACGUUGAUGAUAGUUUCGCAAAGAGAAAAUUGAAAUGAAAAACCGCGAUUCUUGAUUUCGGAAUAUUCUACUUUUGACUUGUAUUCAUAAGUACAAAACCAAUUUUUUGUUCCCUGAUUAAUGUCAAGAACCGAAAUUCAUUUAAUCAUUGUUUUCAACCCUCCAAACAAAUCACAUGGUAGUGAUGAUUAAUACCAAAAAUGGCAUACACUAUAAUUCAUUUAUCAUUAUAUGUGUAAGGAUUAUUCGUUGUGUAUUCUAUGGUUUUUCUUUUAAUUAUCAAUUGUAAAUUUUAGUAUGUUGUACAGCGCUUUAGAGUAUUUUUAGAUAAGGCGCUAUAUAAGUGUAUUUUUUUUAUUAUUAUUAUAUUAUUUAUCAUAUUUUGUGUUGUCAUGAUGCAAUUAUCAUAUGAUGUGUUGUUAAAAUGCAUUUAUCAUAUUUACUAAUAUUGUUUGUAAUUUCCCAAGACAAACGGCAAAAUUUAUCUAUAAUUCUUAUAACAUCAGACAAAAAUACUUAAGGAAAGCCACAUAAUUAAAUCAUCUAUGAUAGUAAUAUACAUCCAAAUGACUGCACAUGCGCAGACAUCGUUGAAUAUGUUAAAUUGCUUAAAGAGACAUACAGGACCGUUUGGCUGGGUGUAAAAUUAUAUCAACAUGUACAUGUAUCUUACUGAAAUACAAAAGUUGUAUUACACGUCACCAUAACAAAAGACAUACGUACAUAUAAGGUGUUGUUCAGGACAUGCAUUAGAUAUCACUUUAGCUGGUGGUGAUAGUAUAGUUUUUUUUUUGGUUUAAUAAGAAGAGUAAACUAGUAUUGAGAGUGAAUACGACUAUCUUCUUAACAUCAUAUCGUAACGAGAGUGAAACCAGCGAUAAACUGAGAGGUUGUGCAUUAUUAAAUGAAAGGCAUAGGCAUAUC